AGAAGAGAAACUAAGAUGGAAGACGGAGUGGAAGCCAUUGAAGACUUGGUUAAAAACAGAGAGGAUAUGAGUGCAGAUGAAGAAACGGAAGAACAAAUUGAACAAGGCAGCGAUGGAGAAGAAGAAGAAGGCAAGUCUAGUGGGGUUGUAAAAAGCUUGAUUUCUGCCUUGGUUUCGGGAGGGAGAGAGGGAGAAGAAGGGGAGGGGAAAAGCGAAGACGGCAGAGCUUCCGAUCCUACAGAUGAUGCAAGCGGCGGCGGUGACGGAGGCGGAGGAGGAGGAAUCAUCAACAGUUUUAUUUCAAACAUCUUCUACCAGAGUGAAGGGGGAGAUGGAGAGAGUGCCGAGAAUGGCGGAGAAAAUGAGCAAGUCAAGGAUGCUGAAGAAGGUGAGGGAGGCGGAGGAGGAAUCAUCAAUAGUUUGAUUUCCAAUAUUUUCCACCAAAGUGAUGAAGCCGGAGAUGGUGGGGAGAGAGCCGAGAAUGGCGGAGAAAAUGAGCAAGUGAAGAGCGCUGAAGAAGGCGGCGGCGGCAGCAGCAGCAGCAGCAGCGUUCUGGAUAAUAUUGUUUCUCACUUGCCAAAGCCUCUCUCAGAUGGUAUGGCGCCGGUGACGACGACGGAAGAGGCGUCUAUAUUGAUCCAUUCCAUUGUGCAUGACUAAUGGAGAUGGGAUUAUCAAUUAUGGUCUUCAAAUGUUUGUAUUUUACCAACAUUGAAUGAACAUAUUUUGUAAAUUAUAUUUAGAUGCAAAUUAGGUACGAUAAUGGUUAUGAAUUUUAAUUUACUGGUCACUUGAAAUUAUGUACUAUAAGUUUAUAAGAUUGAUGUCUCAUAUUUUCUUUAAAA
Ipomoea triloba (trilobed morning glory) is the source of this 845-nucleotide messenger RNA. RefSeq lists its product as uncharacterized. The record is from RefSeq and is a predicted model, not a curated record. Lineage: Eukaryota; Viridiplantae; Streptophyta; Magnoliopsida; Solanales; Convolvulaceae. Bases 16 to 660 code for a protein of 214 amino acids. The transcript has 2 exons.